This is a messenger RNA of Thermothelomyces thermophilus ATCC 42464, 738 nucleotides long. RefSeq lists its product as uncharacterized. Bases 1 to 738 code for a protein of 245 amino acids. Lineage: Eukaryota; Fungi; Ascomycota; Sordariomycetes; Sordariales; Chaetomiaceae. The record is from RefSeq and is a predicted model, not a curated record. The transcript is spliced from 2 exons.
AUGCAGACAGUACAAAGCUGGAGUGAAACGCAAAUCAUAACGGUGAGCGUGCUCGGGGCCAUAGCAUUCGCAGCAGUUGUUGCAAGCGUCGUUGAGAUUUUGAAGUCGCGGAAACGAGCCAGAGAUUUUGCAGGUAAGCUGGACAAUGCAGUAGCGGAGGUUGGCGUCGAGCAAAGUCGCACUAUUUCACUUCAGCAGGAAUUGAGUCGUCGAGAAGUUUUCAUUGAUCGCAACAUCCUCAAGGGCCCGGGGGCCGUCUCCGCCGCACCAUAUGAGGAGUGCCCAAAACAAUGCCAGGAGUAUCGCCCAGAGUUUGCCCUCGAUGGUGCCUCUGCUCUGGGGAGUGACGACAAAAACAGCGAUCGUGACGAUGACGACCACGACGACGGAGUCGGCGAAGGCGGUCUAAGCGCGGAAACUACUCCAGACGUAGCUGUCGACGCUGUCCAGUCCUGCACAGCUAUGUUGGCGGUCCGGGACUGUCAGGUUUCCCGGGACGAUCUGUGCCACAGAGCCAGCAUGAAGGAAGCGCGGGAGAACCGAUACGUCUGGACUCGUCCACAGCAAGGCGAACCCCAAGCUCAGAUCGAUCGGUCCUGGGAGUCGAACACGAUUGAGAAUACCCAAGAAGAAUCGCCAAGGGCAGCUGAGAACAAAGUCCCAACCGAGGUCGGGACUGCGGCUACCGAGGUUGAUCGAAACGGCGCUGGUAGGGAUGACGUUGGCGCCAUGCGCUAG